Messenger RNA from Strongylus vulgaris, 257 nucleotides. Lineage: Eukaryota; Metazoa; Nematoda; Chromadorea; Rhabditida; Strongylidae. The record is from the annotation of a GenBank genome assembly.
AUGAAACCAACAAAUCUGCAGCGAGCUGGCAGGAAGGUUAUUGCACAGGAUGCUGUUGACAUCGAGAAAGUAACACUCACUAUGGAGAUCACAUAUAGCGAUUAUGAGGAAAUGUUCACCAAGAGAAUUCUUGGUGGAACGACAGAAAGCUGUGCAAAAAUAAUGAUGGAAACAAAUACUGUUAUACAGUUCCCAGAUCGUGAUGAGGCUAACCCAGAUUUCAUGCACCAGGUUAGUUUCUUGUUGACUUUCUAAGA